Haliaeetus leucocephalus (bald eagle) is the source of this 2769-nucleotide messenger RNA. RefSeq names its product CUGBP, Elav-like family member 1 (gene CELF1). The transcript is spliced from 13 exons. Gene Ontology annotation, cellular component: nucleus; cytoplasm; ribonucleoprotein complex. Gene Ontology annotation, biological process: regulation of alternative mRNA splicing, via spliceosome; mRNA splice site recognition. NCBI's taxonomy places the organism in Eukaryota, Metazoa, Chordata, Aves, Accipitriformes, Accipitridae. Gene Ontology annotation, molecular function: mRNA 3'-UTR binding. The record is from RefSeq and is a predicted model, not a curated record. The coding region runs from base 7 to 1554 and encodes 515 amino acids.
GAGGUGAUGGCUGCGUUCAAGUUGGAUUUCCUCCCAGAGAUGAUGGUGGACCAUUGCUCCUUGAAUGCUAGCCCUGUCUCAAAGAAAAUGAAUGGCACACUGGAUCACCCAGACCAACCUGAUCUAGAUGCUAUCAAGAUGUUUGUGGGUCAGGUCCCACGGAGCUGGUGUGAGAAGGAUCUAAGAGAACUUUUUGAACAGUAUGGUGCUGUCUAUGAAAUUAAUGUCUUGAGGGACAGGAGCCAAAACCCUCCUCAAAGCAAAGGGUGCUGUUUUGUUACAUUUUAUACCCGUAAAGCUGCACUAGAAGCACAGAAUGCUCUUCACAACAUGAAGAUCCUCCCAGGGAUGCACCAUCCUAUCCAGAUGAAACCAGCUGACAGUGAAAAGAGUAAUGCAGUAGAAGAUAGGAAGUUGUUUAUUGGAAUGAUAUCCAAGAAGUGCAAUGAAAAUGAUAUCCGAGUGAUGUUCUCCCCCUUUGGGCAGAUUGAAGAAUGCAGGAUAUUACGGGGCCCAGAUGGCCUGAGCCGAGGUUGUGCGUUUGUGACUUUUACAACAAGAGCCAUGGCACAAACAGCAAUCAAAGCAAUGCACCAAGCACAAACCAUGGAGGGUUGCUCUUCCCCCAUUGUGGUAAAAUUUGCAGACACGCAGAAGGACAAAGAGCAGAAACGAAUUGCUCAGCAACUCCAGCAACAAAUGCAACAGAUCAGUGCUGCCUCAGUAUGGGGAAAUCUGGCUGGUCUCAACACACUUGGACCCCAAUACUUAGCACUUUAUUUGCAGCUCCUUCAGCAGACAGCAGCUGCGUCUUCUGGGAACCUGAACACAUUGAGCAGCCUCCACCCAAUGGGAGGACUGAAUGCGAUGCAAUUACAGAACCUGGCCGCAUUAGCAGCUGCGGCCAGUGCAGCUCAGAAUACACCAAGUGGUACCGCUGCACUCACUUCCUCCAGCAGUCCCCUGAGUGUUCUCACCAGCUCAGGUUCCUCACCUAGUUCCAGUAGCAGCAGCUCCGUUAAUCCAAUGGCUUCUCUUGGAGCAUUGCAGACACUGGCAGGGGCUACAGCAGGCCUCAACGUUAGCUCUUUAGCAGGAAUGGCAGCCUUAAAUGGAGGACUUGGCAGUGGUGGUCUCUCAAAUGGGACAGGUAGCACAAUGGAAGCUCUUACGCAAGCUUAUUCUGGAAUCCAGCAAUAUGCUGCUGCUGCAUUGCCCACGCUCUAUAACCAGAGUCUCUUAACACAGCAGAGUAUUGGUGCAGCAGGAAGUCAAAAAGAAGGUCCAGAGGGAGCCAAUCUGUUUAUCUACCAUCUCCCCCAGGAGUUUGGGGAUCAGGAUCUGCUGCAGAUGUUCAUGCCAUUUGGAAAUGUUGUCUCUGCCAAGGUUUUCAUUGACAAGCAGACCAAUCUAAGCAAGUGUUUUGGUUUUGUAAGUUAUGACAAUCCUGUCUCUGCACAGGCUGCCAUUCAGUCAAUGAACGGCUUUCAGAUUGGCAUGAAGCGUCUGAAAGUACAGCUCAAGCGCUCUAAGAAUGACAGCAAGCCAUACUGAGCGCCCCUCCCCUCCGGGACUGGAGUGAGAAGGAUCUUCUGGUAAGUUGGAGAGGAGCGCUCUUAGUGAUUCGAAGCCCUAAGGCUGUGUUUUUACAGUCCUGGAAGCUGAUCCAUGCCUUCUAUCUGGCACAUCUUCCCCCUGAAGACUCGGCUGCAGCCUCUGCUGAGAAUCCCGCUUCGGAUGGAGGACAAGUUUGUGCUUUUGUUUCCAGUGUUUUACUUUGGAGUUUAGGUGCCAUAUCGCUGAGGUUUUGUUUUGUUUUUUUUUUUCCUCCCUUAUUUGAAGUUUGCUGUGUUUGUAACCAGUGUGUGUUGAGAAGGACCAAUGCCAGCUCCUUGGGGGUGGGGAGGAAAGGUUAAAGGGAGCAGCAGAAACUGACACCACACUGCCUUGAGGUGGAGAGGAGAAGGGGAAGCAGAAAUAACACAGAACAGCUGAUCAAAACAAAGAUCAGGAAGGAGAACUGAGUCCAUCCAAGUUUGGGUGAGCAAAGAACCGACUCCAUGUAGCCUUUGUCAUGCCCCUUCCACUCUUUGAAAUUUCCUUAACUGUAUGCCAUGGUGGGGAUUUAGUAAAUCAUCUCUAAAGCAGGAGACAGGCUAGAAGGGUGAAUACAUUAACAAGCCGAAGGAAAACUGCAGUGAUUUUUUUUUUUUUUUGCUGUAUAUACAGUAGUGUUCGUGUAGCACUGUGAAUGUACACAGCACUUUAUAAAAUUACUACAUAAUGUCCCUCCCCAAAAAUUUCACUGUCCGUUUACAGUUGAAUUUUAAUGAGAUGCAGUGAAUUUCUCCAUAUUUAAGAAAACUUACCGUAUGUACUUUAUCUAGGUGUUGUAGAAAGGUAGAGAGAGAGAUAGCUUAGUCUGGAUGAAUACAUCUGGGGCUGGAAACCAGAAAUUUUUGAUCCCUGGUAAUCUGCAGAAUUUUUUUGACAAUUUUUCUUAACAGUUCAUCACAUUCCCCACUUCUGUGGGAUAAUGUCCUUUUUGCAGAGUAUUAUUUGAAUUCAUUCUGAUAAGCAUAAUGUAAGUGCUGUUCAUUUCUCUAUUAAAUGACUGUUAAAUUGAGAUACAAAGCCCAGAACUACCCUAACACAGCUCUUGAGGCUUCUGUUUCAUACCUGUUCUCCUGGGAUUUGAUUUCUUAGUCUCAACUCUGUUGCAAAGAUAACUUCCUGGGUUUUUAAAAAAAAAAAAAAAAAAAAAAAAAA